This is a messenger RNA of Panicum virgatum (switchgrass), 1579 nucleotides long. RefSeq names its product secretory carrier-associated membrane protein 4. The transcript is spliced from 13 exons. Gene Ontology annotation, cellular component: trans-Golgi network membrane; recycling endosome membrane. The coding region runs from base 315 to 1253 and encodes 312 amino acids. The record is from RefSeq and is a predicted model, not a curated record. Lineage: Eukaryota; Viridiplantae; Streptophyta; Magnoliopsida; Poales; Poaceae. Gene Ontology annotation, biological process: protein transport.
GGGGCGGGUGACAAAUCCACGCGGAGACCGCUAAAAUUUUCUUCGUCGCCGCCGCCGCCCCCCGUUCUAGACGCCAUGGAUGAUGACGAGGCGGCGCCCGUACCCCCAACCGCUUCUUUCUUCUAGGCCAUUUUGCCUUUUUUUUUCCACGCGUUGAGGUCUAUUUGGGCUGCUGGUGCGGCGCCCGGUCUCGUCCUCCUCUCUUUGCUGACCUCGGACGGAGAAGCAGGGGGGAGAAAGUAAGCGAGCGAGCGAGAGAGGAGGAGGAGGAGGAGGAGGAGGAGAGCAUCGAUCGGUGAGGGGAGAGAGGAGGCAUGGCGGGGAGGUCGCGGUACGACAACCCCUUCGAGGAGGGCGGCGCCGACGAGGUCAACCCUUUCGCGGAUCAGGCUAAAAGGGGAGCGUCAAACGCUCAGUCCAGCUAUUCCGGUGGCGCGUUCUACACGACGCAAUCACGCCCUGCUCCUCCGAGCACACGCCUUUCGCCUCUUCCUCCGGAACCUGCUGACUUCUACAAUGACUUUGCUACCCCGGUGGACAUCCCCAUGGACACAAACAGGGACAUUAAGACAAGGGAAAAAGACCUCCUGGCCAAGGAGGCUGAGUUGAACAGGCGUGAGAAGGAACUCAAAAGGAGAGAAGAGGCUGCAGCACGAGCUGGCAUUGUACUGGAAGAGAAAAACUGGCCACCGUUUUUCCCCAUCAUUCAUAAUGAUAUUGGGAACGAGAUACCUGUCCAUUUGCAAAGAACACAGUACGUUGCAUUUGCAUCACUAUUAGGAUUGGUCUUGUGCCUGUUUUGGAACAUCAUCUGCGUUAGCGCUGCCUGGGCAAAAGGGUCAGGUCCUAAGAUAUGGUUUCUUGCAAUCAUAUACUUCAUUCUUGGAUGCCCCGGUGCCUACUUCCUAUGGUACCGGCCACUUUACCGUGCCAUGAGGAACGAGAGUGCUUUGAAAUUUGGGUGGUUUUUCCUCUUCUACUUGGUUCAUAUCGCCUUCUGCGUGUAUGCAGCUGUUUCUCCUUCAAUUCUCUUUGUGGGAAAAUCAUUGACUGGGAUUUUUCCAGCAAUCAGCUUGAUAGGCGAUAGCGUCAUUGUUGGGAUCUUCUACUUCGUUGGCUUUGGAUUGUUCUGCCUCGAGUCUUUGCUAAGCAUGUGGGUCAUUCAGCGUGUUUACCGGUACUUCCGGGGCAGCGGGAAAGAAGCGGAGAUGAAGCGGGAAGCAGCACGCGGCGCGGCGAGGGCAGCAUUUUGAUGAGCCGUAUAUAUAAGUAUAUAUACAAGAUACAACACGUAUAAUGUUCAUAGUGUGAAGUGUUUGUAGAUCAAAAGACGUGCAGAGUAGGGAGUGUGAUGUAAAUCUUCAGAAUUUAAUUUCCUUAUUUUCCGCUGAGUUUGGAGCCCUUCAGAUUGAUCAGUCCUGUCAGUAUCACCGUAUGCCAGUAUUAGAAUGGAGUAAAUACACACACAUGAUGACAUGAACCUAGAUGGUUUGUUGCAUAUGUGCAACUUUCCUGUGUUGCCUUUUGCCAGUUUAUUAUUCUCCUCGAAUUUUAGCAAAAAUAAAGUUGUAAAUGUUGU